Besnoitia besnoiti is the source of this 1590-nucleotide messenger RNA. RefSeq lists its product as uncharacterized. The transcript is spliced from 8 exons. The record is from RefSeq and is a predicted model, not a curated record. Bases 1 to 1590 code for a protein of 529 amino acids. Lineage: Eukaryota; Apicomplexa; Conoidasida; Eucoccidiorida; Sarcocystidae.
AUGCACUCUCUCCGAAGAGGCGUGAGCGUUCCUUCGCGGCUGCUCCCGCGGCGGGACAGCUGGCUGUCGCUGGCGCCGUUUGCUGGACAGAACAACGCAGCUGCGUGGCGCAAGCUCCGCGAUGGCGCCCAGGAGGUCCAGACGGUGAUUGACCGCCAUGUGACCACCAAGACUCAGCCGAUCGACUGGACGAAGUGGGAGAGCCAAAUCGCGCACAAAGACAUCCUGCAAUGCUUGAAGUCGUUCUACACGAGCCAGAUGCAGAUUCUGGAUCAGACCGCGGGAGCGCUGAAGAAGGCCGGCAAUCCAGCUGCCUGCGAGGUCGCGGCUAAGGGCUGGGCGCUGUACGACAACGCACUUCAGGCCUGCGCCAAGUCCGUGGAGAAGUCCGAGGAGCUGCUCGCGAACGGCGCCCGCGCGCUCUGGGUCUCGUGCAACAACCCGCCCGUCUGGAAGGUCGACACCAACGAGUGGCUGGACAGCGACCAGUACUGGCAGGCAUUCGUCGAGAAGCACCACUUCUACUCGCAGUACCAGCCGGGCGUCGCGGACCCCGAGGCCACGCAGGAAGUCGAGGCCUUCAAGCACUCGUGGCACUCGCGCAUGAGCAAGUUCAACGACCGCAGCGACACUCCGAUGCUCUACGCCUACAUGGACGAGCUGCCCUCAUGGGAGUACUACGACCUUCACAGGAGCGCCUUCCUCGAGCACAUGACCUACUACCUCGUGCGUACCGGAGGCGACUUCCGCUUCUUCCCUGAGAUGCCGCCCUGGCAGUGGCUGGCGCACAUCGAGAACCUCCGCUACAAGCUGCUCUCUGUGGCCCAGAGCCGCCGCGCGCAUCUGCAGCUGACGAACCUGGAGCGGGAGCGGGCGCUGGACUUCUUGCCGGUCGACGUGGAGCACCACGGCGAGGAGUACACGCAGAAAUUCCUGCAGACCGAGACGGAGAUGUUCCAGGCGUGUGCCGCGCGCCUCAUGGGCAACUACAUGUUCCUCUGCGACCCGUUCAUCCCGGUCCAGAGUGUGGAGGCCCUCGAGGAGGUCGCCAAAGUCGCUGGCGGAAAGGGCUCGCUCUUCUCGCUCGGCGACGACGUGAACGCCCUCUUCUUCCUCCCCGACCAGGAGAAACGCGAAGUCGCCCGCCCGACGGAAGCCGUGCAAACGCUGAUGAACCACCUCAAGAAGACCGACAGAAGCUUCAAUCCGUCCUACACCGCGCUGCUGGGCAUCCACGCUGAGGUCCUCGAAGAGAGAGGCGAGCACUGGCUGGCGGCCCCCGGCGAGUGCGUCUCUCAGGCGUUCCUGCGGCGGCUCCGCACGGACGAUCCCGCGUACGAGGUGUACUGCUCGUAUUUCACCGAAAUGUAUGAGCGCUUUGCCUCUGCGAAGGAAGUCUCGCUCGCGGACGGCCGCAAGCUCUUGAAGGACAUCCACGCGAAGGCCCAGGAGGAAGAGCGCGCGUACGCCAUUGCUCUUCAAAGCAUGGGCAGCACCGAGCUCGCGCAGAGAGCCAGAGAGGGCGCGGAGAAACUCAAGGCCCUUCAAGCUGCUCAGGAACAGCUCCAAGGGAAGGCCGGACAGGCUUAA